Molecule: messenger RNA, 1328 nt
Organism: Periconia digitata
Lineage: Eukaryota; Fungi; Ascomycota; Dothideomycetes; Pleosporales; Periconiaceae
Source: the annotation of a GenBank genome assembly
UCUCCAACAUGUUCAACAUGGCUUCCACACACGUAGCAACAAUUGUUUACUGCGCCUUAUUUUUAUCUGGACUUACAUAUGGAACUGAUGCUACAUCGACUCCGUCGGCCACAACUCUCACCACUUCCACAGUAUCCGAUUUCGCACCUGGAGUUACUCCUCCGCCAAAUCAGCCUCUCCCGCCGCUCAAGUGCCCGCGUCCAACACAAAAGUACUGCUAUUGGGAGCCUGAUGUUUUGAAGGAUGAAUACUAUACAUGCUGGCGCUCCGGAAUCCUAUACACCAGCUCCUCCUACGAAGUGCAGUCUAGCGUGAACCUCAACUGGACUACGAGGCACACAUUGGCUUCUACAACGGACUAUUCAUACUCAACCGCUUGGAAUCCAGAUGUUUCGUUUUCAACGCUCUGCGACGGCCAUGCGCGCGCCCCACCAGGUGCUACUCCUACGAUCACGACUAUCACUAAAGUCAGCCCCUGUACCACCAAUACUGUGCGCUGUGUCUCUGUAGAAGUCAACCCCGACACUAGUAAUCUGCCCUGGCCUACUCCUCUGACCUGCACCAUCCCCGAGAAAGAGUGCGCAUACUUAUCACAUGCUUAUCAAUCCAUGACUACGAGCUUCCAUGGAGGGUGGUAUAGUUCGCAGAUACCACUGGGACUGUGGCAAGCACCACCUUGCACGGUGGACUACAGCAGCUUUUACCCACAAACAACGUGCGAGCCUCCUUCGCCAUCUCGAGUUGCAUGCAGCAUAUAUCCUGGUGAAAUGACCAUGCUGUACUGGCCAACCGCUGCGUCGACAUCCCUUUGCAAUACCCAGAAUCAAACACUGGCGACUGACGCGACUGCUACGAAUGGACCAGAGAAAACUGCUGUCUACGAUGGAAAGACACUCACUUCACCAACGGCAUACAUGAUCCUCGGCUCAAUGCGCAAUCUUCAGACUGUUUCUAUCUCAGGGCAUACGGAGAGAGGCUGGUGUGGCCCUUCCCAGCCGCCUAUCACACUCUCCAUCCCCCCGGAAUCUGUCUCGAAGAAAGUCUGGCGCCAUGGAACUGAGCUACAUACUGAGUCAUUCGAUUUCAGAGACGUCAAUACAAUAUCUUACGAAGCGUAUGUGGAUGAGGUCUGUGGUUGGGGAACGAUGAGGCAACGAGUACAGGAUGAUUGCAAGACCGUAUGGGGCGAGUACAGUCCGACCAUUGUUGUUCCGCCACGGGUAACUGAGGCGGCAAAGAACUGGGAGGGGUGUGAUAUAACGCAGUUGUCGCAAGUCAAGGAGUGGGUACCGCUAGAUGACAUACCGUCAGAGAGGGAAAAUGCUUGA